This is a messenger RNA of Gastrolobium bilobum, 1914 nucleotides long. Its product is annotated as extensin-2-like. The transcript has a single exon. The coding region runs from base 1 to 1914 and encodes 637 amino acids. The record is from RefSeq and is a predicted model, not a curated record. Lineage: Eukaryota; Viridiplantae; Streptophyta; Magnoliopsida; Fabales; Fabaceae.
AUGGGAACCUCAACUGGGCCGAGGCACUGGCCUCGACUCAUAUAUGCAGUAGCAUUUUGCUUAAUUGCUAGCACCGUUGCUGCUGAUGAUAACAAGCCUUACUAUGGAGGCCAACCAAACUCCUAUUACCCAAAUCCAACACCACAUGAUCACGAAGAAACCCCACCCUUCUAUUACAAACACCCUCCAUAUUAUUAUGAAUCCCCACCUCUUCCUUAUGUCUACAAGUUCCCUCCAUAUUACUACAAAUCUCCACCUCCACCAUCUCCAUCACCUCCUCCUCCAUAUAUUUACAAAUCACCUCCGCCUCCAUCUCCUUCUCCCCCACCACCUUAUGUCUACAAGUCUCCCCCUCCUCCAUCUCCUUCACCACCCCCUCCAUAUGUGUACAAGUCUCCUCCUCCACCAUCUCCCUCACCUCCUCCACCUUAUGUCUAUAAGUCGCCACCACCUCCAUCCCCUUCUCCACCUCCUCCAUAUGUCUAUAAAUCUCCUCCUCCUCCAUCUCCAUCACCACCCCCACCAUAUGUUUACCAUUCACCGCCUCCUCCAUCUCCUUCACCUCCCCCACCAUAUGUCUACAAGUCACCACCACCACCAUCUCCAUCACCACCACCUCCAUACUUUUAUAAGUCUCCUCCUCCUCCAUCUCCCUCCCCUCCCCCACCAUAUGUUUAUAAGUCACCACCACCACCAUCCCCUUCACCACCUCCACCAUAUGUGUACAAGUCACCACCGCCACCAUCUCCCUCACCUCCACCACCAUAUGUUUACAAAUCUCCACCUCCACCUUCUCCAUCACCACCUCCUCCUUAUGUUUAUAAGUCUCCUCCCCCACCAUCACCCUCACCUCCUCCACCUUAUGUUUACAAGUCACCACCACCUCCAUCCCCUUCACCACCUCCUCCAUAUAUCUACAAGUCUCCACCUCCACCAUCUCCCUCGCCACCACCACCAUAUAUUUACAAGUCUCCACCUCCACCUUCUCCAUCACCACCACCUCCUUAUGUUUAUAAGUCUCCUCCUCCGCCAUCACCCUCACCUCCUCCACCUUAUGUUUAUAAGUCACCACCACCUCCAUCCCCUUCACCACCCUCUCCAUAUGUCUAUAAGUCUCCUCCCCCACCAUCUCCUUCACCACCCCCUCCAUAUAUUUACAAGUCACCACCACCUCCAUCUCCUUCACCACCAUCUCCAUAUAUUUACAAGUCUCCACCCCCACCAUCUCCAUCACCACCGCCUCCAUAUGUUUAUAAGUCACCUCCACCUCCAUCCCCCUCACCUCCUCCUCCAUAUCUCUACAAAUCCCCGCCCCCACCAUCACCGUCACCUCCUCCACCCUAUGUCUACAAGUCACCACCACCUCCAUCCCCCUCACCACCUCCUCCAUAUAUCUACAAGUCCCCGCCUCCACCAUCCCCUUCACCUCCUCCACCCUAUGUCUACAAGUCACCACCACCUCCAUCCCCUUCACCACCUCCUCCAUAUAUUUAUAAGUCUCCACCUCCACCAUCCCCUUCUCCUCCCCCACCAUAUGUCUAUAAGUCCCCACCACCACCUUCUCCAUCUCCACCUCCUCCUUAUAUUUAUAAGUCUCCUCCUCCACCAUCUCCUUCACCACCUCCCCCAUAUGUCUAUAAAUCUCCACCUCCACCAUCUCCCUCUCCACCUCCACCUUAUGUCUAUAAGUCACCACCACCUCCUUCUCCUUCACCACCUCCUCCAUACAUAUAUAAGUCUCCACCUCCACCUUCUCCAUCACCUCCUCCACCUUAUGUCUAUAAAUCACCACCACCUCCAUCACCUUCCCCACCUCCUCCUUACAUUUACAAGUCCCCACCUCCUCCAUCCCCAUCACCUCCUCCACCAUAUCAUCCCUACCUCUAUAGUUCACCCCCACCUCCGGUGUAUUAA